Messenger RNA from Miscanthus lutarioriparius, 1212 nucleotides. The record is from the annotation of a GenBank genome assembly. NCBI's taxonomy places the organism in Eukaryota, Viridiplantae, Streptophyta, Magnoliopsida, Poales, Poaceae.
AUGGCCAGCAGCGACGUCGUCCAGUGGGCGUCGACGACCUCCGUGUUCGGGGCUCCGGUGUCGACGGCCUCCGUGCCUGGACUCCGAACGCUCCCGCUCGCGGUCCUUGGGCACCCGCGAAAGGCUGCGGGUGAGACGCGAGUACCAGUUGUCGCCCUGGCAUCCACGAUGGUCGUCGUCGUCGUCACGAUGGCUGCCGUGGAUGUCAGCAGGCGGAGGGUCGUGGCGGUCGCGCGGCAUCUUUUCUCUAUCAACGACCCCGUAGUCCCACGUGUAUACACGAGGAGCAGCAGCACGUCCAUCUCUGCUCGGUGGGUCCUCCACCAGGUCAAGGUGCACCAGCACCCUGAAGGUGAGUCCCCGACGGCCGCGAGCAGGCUGCGAACUGUGGAACUCUGCCUUCCUGCACGACAAGGUCAGCUAGGUUACCUUUGGAAUGUCGGACGGGUUGUGAGUCUAGGCCCAGACACAGAGUGCCCUGGUGUCGGCACGGUCCAGCGAAGACUUCUCGACGUAGUCAAGGUCGCAAGCUUUGGCGACUGCCCUCUUGGCGAUGCUCUCGUUCCAGGCGUGAAGGGGGAUGCCCUCCAGGCACAGGCGAACGCGGUACUUGAGGUCGCAAAUGUCGUCGUGCGUGACCAGCUGCCACGGCCUUGUGUGGAUGUCGAGGUUGCGAUAGGGGAAGGUCCCCUGUGCCACAGCCUCGUCGCGGUGGUGCCGGUGCUUGAACUCGAUGAAGAAGUCUUCGGGGGCGUGCCUGACGACGGAAAUGAUGAGAGUGUAAGGAGCCGAGCACUCACUGAGGAGCAUGCACGAGAUAGCUUUGAAAACAUCCUAUUUAGUGUGUGCCGUUUCAGAGAGCUCACUGGAAGAUACCCACAAAACAUAACUGUUGUUAGCUAUGAUUUCAAGGAGGAACGGUUUGCUCAAUUGCACAGAACCGCACUCGGAUUCCCAGAAGGCAGAUUCUUCUUCACAGGUACACCAGCUACACCUUCCGCAAGGGAGGCUGCUCUGAAAGGUGAAGCAGCUGUCCGUUCUCAAUUCCUUGAAGACCCAUAUGGAUGUCUAGGAUCUCUUCAUGUAAAUAGGCUGAAGAGGGACCCGUUCCACCGUACCAUUCCAUACCCUGAUGGCUGCCCGGAGCUGAAGGGUCUGUUCUCCUAUUGUGGCCCGGUGCCUUACUCCGGGCACCUCCCUUGGACUGAAUAG